AUGGCAUCGAGUUUUGAACACCGUACCGUGUCAUUUACUCCCUUGUCGUCCAAUAGCCCGAAGGAGGGCACAAUCCCGGAAGAGCUGAAGGACAUACCAAACAACAUUAGUAUUGACAAGGCAAUCACCGCACAGCUUGCCAUCUUUGCUACGAAAAUCACAAAGGAGAACUUUGAAUCAACAGUUGAAAAGAUCCACCAGAUCUGCGCUGCGUCGUCGGAAGAAGUCUACGUCAAGUUCAUUAGAAGACUUCUCCUCACAAGUUCAAGUUUAAUACCAACAAAUACCGUUUCAAAUCCAGUUACUGAGCAGCUCAUCAAGAGAGAGUUAGAGUCACUUGCUGCACAUCCAAACAGAAACGUUUUCAAGAGGGUUAUUUUUAGCUUUGACUCUGAUCUUUUAGAACUCUUUACACUUGAUCAACUCUUUGCAACUUAUCAACUUGGUGAGUUUGAACGCAUUCGGUUAACACUUUGUUUGGACUUGGAUCAGAAAUACGCCGAAGACGCAAAGAAUAUCAUCUCAUCAGCUCUACCGGGACUCCUACACUCCAUCAAAUCCAACCAGGUAUCCCUCGAAAAGCUUCUUUUAAUUUUAAAAGAAAUUCAUAGCGACUUUUUUUCUACUUUUGACAAACUUCUCUUUGCUUACUCCUUUUCAGGUUUGUCUGUAUUCGCAGAAAGUGAGUCAAACAAAGAAGUGUUGUUUAAAUCGCUCGAAGAACUUUCUGAAGUCCUUACACAAAUGCCGUUCAGUACAAUUUUAAAGGCCAUUGGCCCAGAAAACAUUAUUCCGGAGAAGUUUAUGAACGACAUAUUGGCGUUGAAAUCUGCAAAUGAGUUAACAGAUGCGAUUUCACUCCUGGCAUCUGAGAUGCUCUGUCCAGGAUCACAAAGCUUGACAGGAGCUCCAGGAGAGUUAACUGCGUUGACUCCGUUAAGUAUCCCAGAGGCUUCUGCUAGAGGCUCACAGUUUGGUUCCAUUAUCAGAAAGUUACCAUUCCAUCCGUCUUGGCCAGACGUUUUCCAAAAAAUGUCGGAACGUUUGCCAAAUCCUUUGUUUACAGAAGCGUCACUUAGUGCUCUAUUGUCCGCUUUUGAUGACCAGACAAUUGAUGCGUUCCUUGAUUACAAAUGGAAACUGCCUUUCAAAGUUAAUCUCUUUGUGAACUUGAGAAAGCUUAACCCUCAAAAUGGAUCUUUUGACCUUCUCAGAACGAAUUACUUGAAGCCAAUUGUUAACGAUCCAUCGUUCCCAAAUCUGAAAAGCUCCGUAUUGUAUUUCUUCAACGUGACUAAAUUGGAAUUGGACUGUAUAUCCAUGUCGUCUGCAAUCACAAACAUUGAAUACAAGAAGUUCCUGCAUUCAAUAUUCGAAGAGGAUAUCCGCUCAGUUCCAGAGUUGGUUGCGCUCGGCUGUGUUCAGUUUUCGCCUCAAUCUGCCACCAUAGAUGAUCUUUUUGAAAAUUUGAUGGUACAUUUGUUGGACGAGACCGCUUCUUACUACCCUCUCAUUGUCAAGGACCUUACCAGAAAGGAUCUGGUUGUUGCAGUCUGUUCAAAACUCUUCCAAAAGAAUCGUGACUUGAACAAUCUACUCGUGUUGCAUAUUGUACAGAAUGGAUACAUACAAGACGUUCUUUCCCCAUUGAAGUUUGAGGAGUCAAUCGGUCUUGCGGUUAAGGCUGUAUUAGCUGGCUGGAACGGGUUCAGUGAUUUCCUUAGAGAAAACAAACCUGCCCCAGCUAUUGUUCUUCAGUUUCUUGAUGCAUUAGCACAAUCAGCUGGUGUUUCCCCUAGAGUUCUCAGUUUGAAAGCAAUCGACGCUUUAUUGAAGUACGUACAACAGCAGAACUUAACUCCUGAACAGCUGGGUACCUUUGCAGACGUUCAAAUACGCGUUUUCCAAGCGUUCCCACGGUUGAUCAAUUUUGGAAACGGCCAUGAUGAUGCUAUAUUGGCAAAUGGCGACAAUGCACCAUUCCCAGCGGAUGUUGAAGAGCAAAUGAAGUUGUGCUACCAAAGAAUGUAUGCAGACCAACUCGAGAUCAAAAAUGUUGUGGAUAUGCUUUUGAAAUUGAGGGAUAGUAAUGUUCCAAGAGACCAGGACGUGUUUGCGUGUAUGAUUCACUCUCUUCUGGAUGAAUACAGAUUUUUCCCAGAAUACCCAUUGAAUGCUCUGGCAAUGACAUCAGUGCUGUUUGGUUCCAUGAUUCUGUAUGAUUUGCUGCGUGGCCCAGCACAGUCUAUUGCAUUAAAGUACAUCAAGGAUUCGUGUUCUCAACCACCAGAUUCAAACAUGUUUAAGUUUGCCGUUCAAGCAUUGUUUGCAUUUAGAAGCCGUCUACCAGAGUUUCCGAACUAUUGUUUAUUACUUUCAAAGAUCGAGGCACUGAAAAGACAGCAACAAGUUUACCAGGUCAUUGAUGAUGUGAUUCACAACCGUAUUGACAACAAACAAGAGGAGCUGUCACCUCCUCAAGCUCAGGGCCAAAUAUUCAAGUCUAUCACUGCAGUUCCAAUGCCGGAUGUUUCGAAUCCACCUGGAUCCACGUCCAAUAUUGUGAUUGUGAUGAAUAGUUUAGCCGAUGAUAAUGUUGUUGCGAAGGCUAAUGCUUUGAAAGCAGAGUUGAGCUCCAACAUGUAUCCAUGGUUUGCAGACUAUUUGGUCACUCGCCGUGCCAAGAUUGAAUCCAACAAUCAACAUCUUUAUUCCGAUUUGAUUGAAAAUAUUGGUGAUCCGGUGUUACUUCAACAGCUGAUAAAUGUCACAGUGAAUGAAGUAAGCAGCUUGUUGAAUGAGACUGAAGAGACUCCAACAGUUAGAAAUCAUCUCAAAAACCUUGGUAGCUGGUUGGGAAAGAUAACAGUGGCUAGAAACAGACCUUUGAAAUAUACCUGCAUUGCUGUGAAGCAGAUCUUGAUCGAAGCUUACGACUUGUCUAAACUUGCUCUCAUAAUCCCAUUUGUGUGUAAAGUUCUUGAUGAGACAGUUCACUCUGAUGUUUUCAAGUUGCCAAAUCCUUGGACACUGGGAAUUCUCAAGGUGUUGUCCGAAUUGUAUCAAUUCCCAGACUUGAAGUUGAACCUGAGAUUUGAGAUUGAAGUCCUCUGUAACAACAUGAAGAUUAAGAUUGAAGACAUUGAACCUUCUAUUAUAAUUCGGUCUCAUCAAGUGGGUGAUAUUCAAUCAAAUAUUCUCCUCGAAUCAGCAAUGGCAAACUUGAAGAUUGAAAAUGAACGUGAGGUGAUGUUCCAACAAGGUAUUCAGGAUGGCUUCCAAACCUCACAGGUUUUGCAACAACGUCUUGGCUUGGCUAACUCUGGGUCAUCAUCAACUCUUCCUUUGUCAUCUGCAACAGGGUUUGUUGGUACACCUACUGCUGUUCAUCAAAAUCUUCAGCAGCAUCAGCAACACGAUGUUUCCUCCGAAAUCAACUUCCAACAUGUCUUGGGUAAUACUUGUUUUGCUACGAAUGAAAGCUUGAAACAGCUAUUCUUAGCAGUUUUGAACAAGUCUGUUCGUGACAUUCUCCCACCAGCUGUGGAGAGAGCCGUAAGUAUCGCGGUCACGACAUCCAGAGCAUUGGUUUUAAAGGACUUUGCCACUGAGCCAGAUGAACUCAAGCUGAGAUCAUCUGCAGUGACUUUGGUUUGCCGCUUGUCUAAGGGAUUGGCUCUUGCGACAUGUCGUGAUCCUUUGAAGGAGAGUAUCCAAAGUUCCAUUCACACACUGGCACCUCAACUCUUGAACAUUGAGAACUCACCUUUAGAAGAACUCCCACAGGCUAUUACCGAUAACAUUGACCUUGCAUGUAAUAUUAUUGAGAACGCUGCGAUGGAGAAGGCGACAAAGGACAUUGAGGAAGUGCUUGCACAGUCAAUAUCUGCUCGUCGUCUUCACAAGGAGAGACGUCCAGAUCAACCAUUCUAUACACAGUUCCUAUCAAGAUAUGCGGUUUCUUUACCCGAACCGUUGGGUCUUCGUCCUAAUGGUGUUUCCGCUCAACAACUUCAGGUUUACGAGUCCUUUGGAAAAGAUAUUGUGAAUCACUCACCAGCUGCUAUUCUUUCACAGAUCCAACCUCAACAAGUCGGAGAGAGUCACCAACCAUUGACACCAAACCCUUCUGCUAUUGGCCUAUCCCUUCAAGGUGGCCAGCAGAAUGUUCCUUUGACUAUUGAGCAAACGUUGGGACAUGUACAGGUUUUGAUUGAGAAUUUGAUCAGAGCAAUAAACGAGUCCACUGCGCAGUCGUUGGCUGAAUUGUCAAAGGAUCCAACAAUCAACAUGUUGCUCACACAAAUUCUCUCUGUGACUUUGAAGUGCGUUUCUAGAGAUCUUUUGAUUUUAAAGAUUACACAGAUCAUCAUUAAUGCACUCCUCAACUGUAAUGGCGCAGGAUUUUCAGCCGAAAUCUUUGUUUUGUUGUUGAAGAAGAUAUGUACCAACUCAGGUGUUGCACAGAGAGAUGUCAGUGGCUGGUUCAUACAUGUUGCCGAUGAAAGAAAGUUCAAUGCUAAGAUUUUGAUUACGCUGUUCCAGUCGGGUCUCCUUUCAGUACCAGAAUUUGACCCUACACUUGCAACUUAUAUUAAUGUGCAAGAUGAGCGCACAUACUUACUGGCUGUUGACAUCAUUUCAGAAUUAUUCAAGUCCGAUGAUACUGUUACAUACCUCUCGGACUUUAUCUGUACCAUUGAGAAGUUGAACACUAUCAAGAACGUGGAGUCCGUAUCUAAGUUUUUGAGCUCUUUGAGAGAGCUUCCAAUGGGAUUGUUUGCCGAGAAGAAUAUCCCAGAGAAUCACAGAAUGGAAUACAUGUUCAUGGAAUGGGUUCACUUGAAUCAAAGACAACCUGGUUAUGAAGACGCAGAAUUGGCUUUCAUCUCACAGUUUAUUGAGACUGGUAUUCUCUCUAAGAGCCCGGAGCUUUUCUUCAAGAGUGCCGUGGAAAUCUCCCUUUUGUAUUUCAAAAACAGUGAUAGUGUCAAUGAUGGAUUCCGUCUUAUUGACAGCUUUUCCAGACUUAUUACCAGACUAUUAUUUGCUAUUGAUGAUAAUGACGACGCUAGAGCUGCUCUCUUCAAGAUUGCUCUUAGUGUGGUAACUUCACUAUUCGCCGAAGACCACGCUGCUUCAAAGGAGUCCUUUAAUGAGAGACCGUAUUUCAGAAUCUUCUCCACUUUAUUGUCUGAAUUCAGCAUUUCCAAUUACGAUUUUGAAUCUGAAGAGGGUGAAGCUUUGAAACAGACAUUCUAUUUCACAAUUGCCGACUUCCUUAAUGUUUACCAACCUCUUGUUUUCCCAGGGUUCACUUUUGCUUGGAUAACAUUGAUUUCGCACCGUUUGUUUUUACCUAACAUUCUCGAGUUGAAGAGUCCAAAGGCACAGUGUAAGUUUGUUCUCUUGUUGAUCAAUUUAUUGAGAUUCCAAUCAAGCAAUGUUAAAGACAAGCACAUCUCUGAAGUUUUCACUGUUGUGUACAAAGGAACUUUACGUAUUUUCUUGUUGUUGUUCCAUGAUCACCCUGAAGUCUUGGUUCAGAAUCACUACCAGUUGUGUUGUGAGAUUCCAUCCUCUUUCACCCAGCUAAGAAAUCUGGUACUUUCGUCAUAUCCUGCAAAUGUUAUUUCACCAUAUCCAUUCACACAAGACUUGGAAGUUGACAAAGUUGUUGGUAUUUCUGAUUCGCCACUACUGUCUUGUAACCCAGGAUACGAUUUAAAGUCGCUGAAAAAGACCGUUGAUGGUUAUUUGAGAAUUCCAUCCCAUCAAAUGGUGAAGACUAUCUUGAAUGGGUUGAGACAGAGUGCUUCUGAUGACUGCGGCAUUGGAUACUCGAGCACCAGCUAUAAUGUCAAGUUGAUCAAUGCCUUGGUGCUUUACGUUGGUAUUCAAGCUGUCAGCGACAGGGUUCCAAAUGGACCUGUUAUGGAUCCGAAGUCUUCACACUUUGGAUUGUUGGCAAGUCUAUACCAGGAUGGGCCAGUUGAGUUACAAUAUCACCUGACUCAUGCCAUGUGCAACCAAUUGAGAUAUCCUAAUGCUCAUACACAAUGGUUUAUGCAUGUCAUUCUCCACUUCUUUAGUGCACAGACUCUUUGGAACAGCAAGAAGUCCGAAGUGCAAGAGGUUUUAACGAGAGUUAUCCUAGAGAGACUAUUGUGCAACCGUCCACAUCCAUGGGGCCUACUCGUCACGUUUACCGAGUUGUUGAAGAGCACAGAGUUGGCACUUUCCAACUCGUCAUUUAUCAAAUCAUCGCCAGAGAUCGAAGCAUUGUUCCAAUCUCUUAUGAAGCAUAUGGGUGUUAGCGCUCCUCCACCAGAAGCAACUAAUGCCAUUGGAAAAUCUCACAAGCACCCAAUGUUUUCAUUUCUAAGGAAGAGAAGAAACUCUGGUGAUAGUGAUAUCAGUGGCAUUGUGGACCAGCCUAGAGUGAAAUCAAGAAAACCACCAAAUACUGCCUUUAGACAACAAAGAUUGAAAUCAUGGCAACCCAUUCUCUCACCUAGGUCAGUUCUACCGUUAUUGCUGCUGACAGCGAUCAUAUUCACGCCAUUGGGAAUUGCUCUUGUUUUCACCACUUUUAGUGUGCAACAGUUAGUUGUUGAGUAUGGAGACUGCAGCGAACAGGCCAGCACAACGUCGUUCAGUGAUAUUCCAGGCCAUUACGUUUCACAGCACUUCAAGAGCUCCACUAGUGUACGUCCCCAGUGGAAACUCGUGAACGGCACGGAGGGUAACCAGACGUGCCAGAUCCAGUUCCAUGUACCAAACGACGUUCAUGGCCCUGUUUACUUGUACUACAAAUUGACCAAUUUCUUCCAGAACCACAGAGAGUACGUUGAUUCGUUUGAUCUUGACCAGAUCAGAGGUGAUGCUGUUAGUGCUGGCUCCCUAAGCAGCGACUGUGAUCCGCUGAAAACCGAUGAUCAAGGAAGACCUUACUAUCCAUGUGGUCUCAUAGCCAAUUCCUAUUUCAACGAUACUUUCACAUCACCAUAUUCAAGCGCCGGCGAGUUCCCAAUGACUGAUAAAGGCAUCUCAUGGAGCUCUGACCGUUCUUUAUACGCAAACACCCACUACUCACCGGAUGAGGUGUCACCGCCUCCAAACUGGGCCCAGAUGUAUCCGGAUGGCUAUACCUCGGAGAACAUGCCAAAUCUACACGAAUGGGAGUCUCUCCAGGUGUGGAUGCGCACUGCAGCGCUUCCAAACUUCAUGAAACUCGCGUUAAGGAACGACACGGGGGUUCUCACCAGUGGUAACUACACAAUUGACGUUGGUCUAAACUACCCGGUGUCGAUAUUUGGGGGAACGAAAUCCAUAGUGUUGACUACGAGCUCUGUCAUUGGCGGGAGAAACCUAUCCCUGGGUGUGGCCUACCUUGUUGUCGCAGGGCUUGCCAUAGCAUUCGGAGCAAUAUUCUUGGUGAAGUACGUUCUACAACCUCGUAAGCUUGGUGACCACUCCUACCUAACGUUCGACCGUAACGCAGAGGAACCAGCGGAAAGAUCAACAGGCCGUGCAAUGCGUGAGAUUCUGUAG
This is a messenger RNA of Williopsis jadinii, 7554 nucleotides long. It is a transcript of the gene CDC39, whose product is annotated as CCR4-NOT core subunit CDC39. The transcript has 4 exons. Lineage: Eukaryota; Fungi; Ascomycota; Saccharomycetes; Phaffomycetales; Wickerhamomycetaceae. Gene Ontology annotation, biological process: nuclear-transcribed mRNA catabolic process, deadenylation-dependent decay. The record is from RefSeq and is a predicted model, not a curated record. Bases 1 to 7554 code for a protein of 2517 amino acids. Gene Ontology annotation, cellular component: CCR4-NOT core complex; membrane; P-body. Gene Ontology annotation, molecular function: molecular adaptor activity.